Molecule: messenger RNA, 4206 nt
Organism: Sordaria macrospora k-hell
Lineage: Eukaryota; Fungi; Ascomycota; Sordariomycetes; Sordariales; Sordariaceae
Biological process (GO): transmembrane transport
Cellular component (GO): membrane
Molecular function (GO): ATP binding; ATP hydrolysis activity; ABC-type transporter activity
Source: RefSeq, a predicted model, not a curated record
AUGGGCGUCGAAGGCGACAGCAGCAGUGCUGCCUCUACCAGAGAGGAAAAUACUGGCGACAACCGCCAAUGGGGUCUCCAACACAAGGUUGAGGCCUUGAAGGAGCGCGAACAAAACUCCGGAAUCCCUGCUCGUGAACUGGGUGUUACAUGGAAGGACCUCACCGUCCAGGUCAUCAGCUCCGACGCCGCCAUCCAGGAAAACGUCCUUUCCCAGUUCAACAUCCCCAAGAAGAUCCAGGAAGGAAAGCAGAAGCCCCCUCUCAAGACUAUCCUCGACAACAGCCAUGGUUGCGUCAAGCCCGGUGAGAUGUUGUUGGUCCUCGGCCGUCCCGGCUCCGGAUGCACCACCCUUCUCAACCUCUUGGCCAACAAGCGCGAAGGCUACAAAGCCGUCACUGGCGAUGUUCACUAUGGUUCGUUGGAUGCCAAGGAGGCCAACAAGUACCGCGGUCAGAUCGUCAUGAACAACGAGGAGGAAGUCUUCUUCCCUACCCUUACCGUCGGCCAGACCAUGGACUUUGCGACCCGUCUCAACAUCCCUUUCAAAAUCCCUGAUGGCGUUGCCUCCCCCGAAGAGUACCGCAAGGAGAACAUGGACUUCCUGCUCGAGGCCAUGAGCAUUCCUCAUACCACGGACACCAAGGUCGGAAACGAGUACGUUCGCGGUGUCUCUGGCGGUGAACGCAAGCGUGUUUCCAUCAUUGAAUGUAUGGCCUCUCGUGGUUCCGUCUUUUGCUGGGAUAACUCUACCCGUGGUCUGGAUGCUAGCACUGCUCUCGAGUGGGCCAAGUGCCUCCGCGCCAUGACCGAUGUCAUGGGUCUCUCCACCAUCGUCACCCUCUACCAGGCCAGUAACGGUAUCUACGAUCUCUUCGACAAGGUCCUUGUUCUCGACUACGGCAAGGAGGUUUACUACGGUCCCAUGAAGGAGGCCCGUCCCUUCAUGGAGUCUCUUGGCUUCGAGUGCCAGGAGGGUGCCAACGUUGCCGACUACCUUACUGGUAUCACUGUUCCCACCGAGAGAGUUGUUCGCCCUGGCUUCGAAAAGACCUUCCCUCGCAACGCCGAUCAACUCAGAGACGUCUACCAAAAAUCCGAGCUCUACCCUUGCAUGGCUUCCGAGUACAGCUAUCCCACAUCCGAGGAGGCCAGGGAGAGGACCAAGCAGUUCGAGGAGGGUGUUGCUGUUGAAAAGGACAAGCACCUCGGAAAGAAUAGCCCUUAUACCGUCAGCUUCUACCAGCAGGUCAAGGCCUGUAUCGCCCGCCAGUACCAGAUCGUCCUUGGUGACAAGCCCACCUUCAUCAUCAAGCAGGGUUCCACCUUGGCCCAGGCUUUGAUCGCCGGUUCCCUCUUCUACAACGCCCCUGACAACUCUGCUGGUCUCUUCGUCAAGUCCGGUGCCCUCUUCUUCUCUCUUCUCCACAACAGCUUGAUGUCCAUGUCUGAAGUCACAGACUCGUUCAACGGUCGCCCCGUUCUGGUCAAGCAAAAGGGCAUGGGUUUCUUCCACCCUGCCGCUUUCUGCCUUGCCCAGGUUGCUGCCGAUAUCCCCGUCAUCAUUCUGCAGGUUACUGUCUGGUCUAUCGUCCUGUACUUCAUGGUUGCCCUGACCAUGGACGCCGGUGCUUGGUUUACCUACUGGAUCAUUCUCAUCGCUGCCACCAUGACCAUGACUGCCUUCUUCAGAGCCAUUGGUGCCGCCUUCAGGACCUUCGAUGCCGCCUCCAAGGUGUCCGGUUUCAUGAUCUCCGCUCUCAUCAUGUACAACGGUUACAUGAUUCAGAAGCCCAAGAUGCACCCUUGGUUCGGCUGGAUCUACUGGAUCAACCCCAUGGCUUACGCCUUCGAUGCUCUCUUGUCCAACGAGUUCCACGGUACCACCAUUCCCUGCGUCGGCGUCAACCUGGUCCCCAACGGCCCUGGCUACACCGACCUCGAGCAUCAGUCUUGCGCUGGUGUUGGUGGUGCUAUCCAGGGCGAGAACGUCGUCUAUGGUGACAACUAUCUCAAGUCUCUUUCCUACAGUCACUCUCACGUCUGGAGAAACUUUGGUAUCCUCUGGGCUUGGUGGGCUCUCUUUGUCGGCAUCACCAUCGUCGCGACUACCAAGUGGCGUCCCCUUUCCGAGGGCGGUCCUUCCCUGCUGAUCCCCCGUGAGAAGGCCAAGCACGUCAAGGCUAUCCAGAACAUCGACGAGGAGAAGGCCGGUGCUAGCAGCAGCGGUGAGGAGACUGUCUACGACAAGGAGGCCAGCGCUGGUGAGGCUAAGGACUCCGACAGGGACUUGGUUCGCAACACCUCGGUCUUCACCUGGAAGGACCUCACCUACACCGUCAAGACUCCCUCUGGUGACCGUGUUCUCUUGGAUAACGUUCAGGGUUGGGUUAAGCCUGGCAUGUUGGGAGCCUUGAUGGGUUCUUCGGGUGCCGGAAAGACCACUCUUCUCGAUGUUUUGGCCCAGCGCAAGACCGAAGGUACCAUCAAGGGCUCCAUCCUUGUCGACGGUCGUCCUCUCCCUGUUUCCUUCCAACGUUCUGCCGGUUACUGCGAGCAGCUUGAUGUCCACGAGCCCUACUCCACUGUCCGUGAGGCCCUUGAGUUCUCCGCUCUCCUUCGUCAGCCCCGUGAGGUUCCCCGUGAGGAGAAGCUCAAGUACGUCGAUACCAUCAUUGAUCUCCUGGAGCUCCACGAUCUUGCCGAUACCCUUAUCGGUCGCGUCGGUGCCGGUCUCUCCGUCGAACAGCGCAAGCGUGUUACCAUUGGUGUCGAGUUGGUCGCCAAGCCCAGCAUUCUCAUCUUCUUGGACGAGCCUACUUCCGGUCUCGAUGGCCAGUCCGCCUACAACACCGUUCGUUUCCUCCGCAAGCUUGCCGAUGUUGGCCAAGCCGUUCUCGUCACCAUCCACCAGCCUUCCCAGCAGCUCUUCGCCCAGUUCGACACCCUCUUGCUUCUCGCCAAGGGCGGCAAGACCGUCUACUUUGGUGAAAUCGGCGACAACGCCCAGACGGUCAAGGACUACUUCGCCAAGUACGGCGCCCCCUGCCCCGAGGAGACCAACCCGGCCGAGCACAUGAUCGACGUCGUCUCCGGCUCUCUCUCCAAGGGCAAGGACUGGAACCAAGUCUGGCUCGAGUCACCGGAGCACAAGUCCGUGACCGAGGAACUCGACCAGAUCAUCAACGAAGCCGCCUCCAAGCCUCCCGGCACUCAAGACGACGGCCACGAGUUCGCCACCCCCCUGUGGGAACAGCUCAAGAUCGUGUCCAACCGCAACAACAUCUCGCUCUACCGCAACAUCGACUACAUCAACAACAAGUUCGCGCUGCACAUCGGCUCGGCCUUGUUCAACGGCUUCUCCUUCUGGAUGAUCGGCGACCGCGUUUCCGAUCUGCAGAUGCGUCUCUUUACCAUCUUCAACUUCAUCUUCGUCGCGCCCGGCGUCAUCGCCCAGCUUCAGCCCUUAUUCAUCGAGCGCCGCCAGAUCUUCGAAGCCCGCGAGAAGAAAUCCAAGAUGUAUUCCUGGAUCGCCUUCGUAACCGGUCUCGUCGUCUCCGAAAUCCCGUACCUCUGCGUCUGCGCCGUCCUCUAUUUCGUCUGCUGGUACUACACCACGGGCGCGCCCUCAGCCUCCACGCGUGCCGGCGGCACGUUUUUCGUCAUGCUCAUGUACGAGUUCGUGUACACGGGCAUCGGGCAGUUCAUCGCGGCGUACGCGCCCAACGCCAUCUUUGCCGCGCUUGCCAAUCCUUUCGUGAUCGGUAUCCUCGUCUCCUUCUGCGGUGUCCUGGUGCCCUAUCAGCAGAUCCAGGUCUUCUGGCGCUACUGGAUCUACUACCUCAACCCCUUCAACUACCUCAUGGGUAGCAUGUUGACGUUCAACCUCUGGGGCAAAGAAAUCGAAUGUCAUGAAAGGGAGUUUGCCGUGUUUAACCCCCCCAAUGGAACUACCUGCGCCCAGUAUCUGAAGGAUUACAUGAUGGGCAUGGGACGCGCGACGAACCUCAUUAAUCCUGAGGCCACGCAGGGGUGCAGGGUUUGUCAGUAUACUACGGGAUCUGACUACUUGCAGACGAUUAACCUGAAGAGUUAUAGUUAUGCGUGGAGGGAUGCGGGUAUCGUGGUCAUUUUCGUGGCGAGCAGUUAUGCGAUGGUUUAUGGGUUGAUGAAGUUGAGGACCAAGACUAGUAAGAAGGCUGAGUAA